AUGGCUGACACGGAUCAGAGAAACAGAGUGGUAUUUCUUGGUGCAGGGCGUGUGGGCAAGACAGCCAUCUUGAAACGGUUUCUUUUCAACACCUUCACUCCGGACUACAAGGAAACAGUGGAGGAUCUGUUUGUACGAGACUACAACAUUCCCAUGCGACGUCUGUCCAUCACCACAGCUCAUGCUUUUGUACUGGUCUAUUCCAUCACCUCGCAGGAGUCCUUUGAGGAAGUCAAGAAGUUGUGGGCACAGAUACAGGAGGAGAGAACCAAAUACAAGGUCAGAUCAUUGUGUUCACGUGAAUACCCUGUGACAGUUGAAUUCUUGUAUAAUAGACAAUUUGGUGUAUUCUGUCACAAUCAUAGGAUAGUGAAGGAUGUAAUGUUCGCACAGUGA
Molecule: messenger RNA, 396 nt
Organism: Candidula unifasciata
Lineage: Eukaryota; Metazoa; Mollusca; Gastropoda; Stylommatophora; Geomitridae
Source: the annotation of a GenBank genome assembly